Zingiber officinale is the source of this 2863-nucleotide messenger RNA. Its product is annotated as rho guanine nucleotide exchange factor 8-like. The transcript is spliced from 12 exons. Lineage: Eukaryota; Viridiplantae; Streptophyta; Magnoliopsida; Zingiberales; Zingiberaceae. Gene Ontology annotation, molecular function: guanyl-nucleotide exchange factor activity. The record is from RefSeq and is a predicted model, not a curated record. Bases 395 to 2464 code for a protein of 689 amino acids.
GCGCCACCCGUUCGAUUUCUUCCUGGGAAAGCGCCGCACCUCAAAUCUGCAAGAUACCUUAUUUGGAAGCUAAAUCUAUCUUCUUAAUCCAUUUCCACGUGAUUUGGAUCAAUUUGCCUGCAUCUUCGUCGACAAAGAUGGAAGUGCAUUGAUCGUUUUGCGCCGGAAAAGAUUGAAUCUUUGCCGACGUUUUGAGUCGGCAAGUUGCAAUCUCUAGCUUCCGUUAGGCGUCUCUGAUAUCGGAUUUUAGGGUUUUCAGCAAUCCGUCAAAAUUCCGCCGCGAAGGCGAUCGGCGUGCUCCCCUUUCCUCCACCCUCUGAUCUCCCGGAGAAGCGGAGAUGAGCUGGUGCACCCCCGGCAUCUGUGGACCAGGGUCCGCACGCUGAGCCUGCUGAUGGUGCGGUUCCUCAAACGGGGGCACGGCGCCGGGAAGCCCUACGAUGAGGAGCGCGACGAGGGGUGCGGCGCUGCCGUGCGCCAGGCGGAAAGUCCGAUACUGGAGGACGCGAGCUGGGAUGUCCCGGCUUUCGACGACUACGACGACGACGACUACGGCGUCCUCUUCCAGGACCAAGGGGAGCCCGCCGCCGGCCGCCCCCGCAAGGCGCCGCUUAUCGGAGAUGAAACGCCUUCGGAAAUCGAACUGUUUAAGGACAGGUACGCAAAGCUGCUGCUUGGCGAAGACAUGUCCGGUUGCGGCAAAGGAGUUCCAUCGUCUCUUGCACUGUCCAACGCCAUCACCAACCUCGCCGCAUCUAUUUUCGGCGAACACUCGCGGUUAGAGCCGAUGUCUGCUGAAAGGAAAGCGAGGUGGAGGAGGGAGAUGGACUGGCUUCUAUCUGUUACUGAUCACAUUGUUGAGUUUGUUCCUUCCAGGCAGACAUCAGAGGAUGGAGCUACCAUAGAGAUUAUGAUAACUCAGCAACGCGGAGAUCUUCAAAUGAACAUCCCCGCGCUUCGCAAGCUAGAUGCGAUGCUCAUUGGCUCCCUUGACGACUUCGAGGACCAGACCAUGUUUUCGUAUGUCUCAAGAGAUGCUGAUGAAUCGGAGAAGGGAAAUGCUCGAAGGGACGGCGAUAAAUGGUGGCUUCCUACAGUGAGAGUCCCUCUCGGUGGAUUCUCAGAGUCAUCCAGGAGAUGGAUUCAGUUACGGAAGGAUUCAGCUACACAGCAAUCCGUCAAAAUUCCGCCGCGGAGGCGAUCGGCGUGCUCCCCUCUCCUCCACCCUCUGAUCUCCCGGAGAAGCGGAGAUGAGCUGGUGCACCCCCGUCAUCUGUGGACCAGGGUCCGCACGCUGAGCCUGCUGAUGGUGCGGUUCCUCAAACGGGGGCACGGCUGCGGGAAGCCCUACGAUGAGGAGUGCGACGAGGGGUGCGGCGCCGCCGUGCGCCAGGCGGAAAGUCCGAUACUGGAGGACGUGAGCUGGGAUGUCUCGGCUUUCGACGACUACGACGACGACGACUACGACGUCCUCUUCCAGGACCAAGGGGAGCCCGCCGCCGGCCGCCCCAGCAAGGCGCCGCUUAUCGGAGAUGAAACGCCUUCUGAAAUCGAACUGUUUAAGGACAGGUACGCAAAGCUGCUGCUUGGCGAAGACAUGUCCGGUUGCGGCAAAGGAGUUCCAUCGUCUCUUGCUCUGUCCAAAGCCAUCACCAACCUCGCCGAGCCGAUGUCUGCUGAAAGGAAAGCGAGGUGGAGGAGGGAGAUGGACUGGCUUCUAUCUGUUACUGAUCACAUUGUUGAGUUUGUUCCUGCCAGGCAGACAUCAGAGGAUGGAGCUACCAUAGAGAUUAUGAUAACUCAGCAACGCGGAGAUCUUCAAAUGAACAUCCCCGUGCUUCGCAAGCUAGAUGCGAUGCUCAUUGGCUCCCUUGACGACUUCGAGGACCAGACCAUGUUUUCAUAUGUCUCAAGAGAUGCUGAUGAAUCGGAGAAGGGAAAUGCUCGAAGGGACGACGAUAAAUGGUGGCUUCCUACAGUGAGAGUCCCUCUCGGUGGACUCUCAGAGUCAUCGAGGAGAUGGAUUCAGUUACGGAAGGAUUCAGCUACACAGGUACACAAGGCAGCCAUGGCAAUCAAUGCUCAAGUUCUCAUGGAGAUGGAGGUGCCUGAAGCCUAUGUCGAAUCUCUUCCUAAGAAUGGGAGGGAAAGCCUAGGAGAUACGAUCUACCAAAGCAUCAUAGACGAUGUCUUCGACCCAGAAGAAUUCCUCGGAAGGAUGGACUUGUCGACGGAGCACAAGAUUCUCGACCUGAAAAACAGAAUCGAGGCCUCGGUUGUGAUAUGGAAGAGGAAAAUGCAGGACAAAGAAAGCAAGCCCUCGUGGGCUUCAGCAGUCAGUUUGGAGAAGAGGGAGCUGUUCGAAGAGAGAGCUGAGAUAAUCUUGAUUCUCAUCAAGCAAAGGUUUCCCGGCAUCCCUCAAUCGGCACUCGAUAUAAGCAAGAUCCAAUACAACAAAAUGUAGGACUAUCGAUCCAAGAGAGCUACUCGAGGAUCUUGGAAAGCUUAGCUCUCAUGUUGAUUUCAAGAAUCGACGAUAUUCUUUACGCGGAUUCUAUCGCUAGGGGUCCAACCACCAAAUGUCAAAAGGGAAGACGAUCCCCGCCUAACGUGGAGGCAAAGACGGGACAUGCGAAGAUGCCCCCCGAAGUGAAGGUCGGCAAGAAGUUUUCUUACACGGAGCACGUAGGAGUCGCUAGAAGUCCUACCGCUCGCCAUUGAGGGGGUACAAGAACCUCUUGAUUGUGUUCAUGGUAGAUAGAGCCUUUGUAGGUCUUACGAUUUCAUUUACUCUUCCAUGCUUGUCGGCCCACUACUGAACUGUGAUGCAUCAUUCAAUCCAUUGCAUCGAAUGUUUUGAUUU